AUGAAUCCAUCUGGUUCGUCUUCCGCUGGUGGUAACGGGUCGGAAGAGUCUCCGCCUCGGAGAGUCUCCGGUACAGUGUGGCACCCGGCUAGAGAGUGGCUUGAACAGGACGAGGGAGACGACAUGGAUUAUGAACCGGAGUCCGAGGUUACGGAAGAUAGAGACGAGGAUGAAUAUGACGAUGAAGAUCAAAAUGAGGAUGAGGAUGAGGAUGAAGAUGAAGAUGAAGGUCACUUCGGUAGCUUUCCCCGCGAUGGGCUGCUGUCUUUCCGUAAUAUACAUAUUGAGUUCUCCAUGGAUGACCCUGAUCAGGAAGAUACUGGCGGAGAAACUCAGGAAGGUAGACACACUCGAGUAUCGGCUGCUCGAUUAUUGAAUCUGUUAGCUUCCAAUGGUCUGCGACAUAUCCUCCACUACAAUGGGUGGCGAGGGGGUACGUUAGGUGAUGAAGAUGAAGACGACGAAGAGCUCGGUUUCUUGAGAUAUUCACGAAGAUCACGGCGUUCCGGAGCUGAGAACCUACCGAAGGUUCCAAGUGAUGAGGGUACGGAACUCAUGCGAUCCGGUGAUUUCGGAGAGGAUCCUUACUAUGUCGACAUGCUGAAGAAACGCAAAAAGACGCUUGCGGCAAAGAUCAUGUGGAGAGAACUGGGUGUUGACGUAUCUGGGAGGCAUAGACUGUCUGUGCAGAGAACUGCACAAGACCUGAUACCUGGUUCCGCCGCAGACAAGAUCAUUCAUUAUGACUCGCGAUGUUAUUCGGGUCAGUUCUCUGACGACGGUAACUUCUUCUUCUGUUGUGCGCAGGAUUUCAAAGUCCGGAUGUACGAUACAUCAAAUCCAUUUGAGUGGAAGUACUACAAGACUGUCGACUAUCCAUUCGGCCAGUGGACCAUUACCGAUGCGAGCUUGAGUCCAGACAACAAGUUCUUGGCAUACACAUCGAUUAGAAAUAUCGUCUGCCUUGCACCGACAGACCCAGCUGACCAAUCCGACCCCUCUGUGUUGGACCUGUCCUUAGGCCGUGUUGGGCGAGGCUUCCACGACAGCUCGCAUACUGCGAUAUGGUCAAUCCGCUUCUCGGGUGAUGGACGCGAAAUAGUUGCCGGAAAAUCUGACAAUUCCGUAAUUGUCUAUGACAUCGAAACACGGCAGUCUGUUCUAAGGCUACAGAAGCACGAAGACGACGUCAACGCCGUCUGCUUCGGCGAUAAAUCAUCGCCUCACAUUUUGUACUCUGGCUCGGAUGACUCCACGAUUCGUGUUUGGGACCGGCGUUCCAUGGGCGACGGCCGCGAGGCUGGAGUGUUCAUCGGCCAUACGGAAGGCAUUACAUAUGUCGACAGCAAAGGAGACGGCCGAUAUGUACUUUCCAACGGGAAGGACCAGACGAUGAAAUUGUGGGAUUUGAGAAAGAUGAUGACAACGGCGAGGUUUGCCGACAUCGAUGUGAGCAGUUAUACCACCGGUUAUGAUUACAGAUUCGAGCCCUACCCCGAAGAUUACUACGAGCCACAUCCACACGACUGCUCCGUUGUCACGUUCCGAGGUCAUCGGGUUCUCAAGACACUCAUCCGUUGCCAUUUCUCGCCGUCGAGUAGCACGAACUCGCGCUACGUGUACACCGGAAGUGAAGACGGCAAAGUGUAUGUUUACAACCUGGACGCAACGCUUGCGGGCACUAUUGAUGUCGGACUUGCAACUCUGAAUUCGAGGCCGCGCGAUCCUGAUAUCUUCACCACCGCGUAUGAAAUCAGGAGUAGAAGCGGGGAGAUGCUGUGGAGGACCUGCGUUCGAGAUGCGAGUUGGCAUCCCAACGCGCCUGUCCUUGCUGCAACAUCCUGGAACGGCUGGGGUUUGUCCACAGGUACCUGCAGCCUGCAUAGCUGGAACGAUGGUGCUGCUGAUGACGAAGGUACUCCAUCGAUCGGGAAGAGCUACGAUUGCAAGUUAAAUUACUUGCCCGAGUUCAACCAGUACAAGGAAAAAUCGGUACGGAGUCGGCCUGUCAGAAGGAGUCCAUUGGACGAGGAACUUGCAUAUGAGCUCUGGUGA
Molecule: messenger RNA, 2055 nt
Organism: Aspergillus novofumigatus IBT 16806
Lineage: Eukaryota; Fungi; Ascomycota; Eurotiomycetes; Eurotiales; Aspergillaceae
Product: WD40 repeat domain-containing protein
Exons: 6
Coding region: 1-2055 (684 amino acids)
Biological process (GO): proteasome-mediated ubiquitin-dependent protein catabolic process
Cellular component (GO): Cul4-RING E3 ubiquitin ligase complex
Molecular function (GO): protein binding
Source: RefSeq, a predicted model, not a curated record